GGGAGGCGGCGCCCAGCCUGCGUCGUGCUCGUCCCCGCGCCACGCUCCCGCCACUGCCCCCGCGGCCAGGCCAAGGACCCCUCCCCCAGCUAGCCCGGCGGCCCUCAGGGACAAUGGCCCAAGUAGCGAUGUCCACCCUGCCCGUUGAAGACAAGGAGUCCUCGGAAAGCAGGAUGGUGGUGACAUUCCUCGUGUCUGCACUGGAGUCCAUGUGCAAGGAGCUGGCCAAAUCCAAGGCCGAAGUGGCCUGCAUCGCGGUGUACGAGGCAGACGUGUUCGUGGUGGGGACCGAGAGAGGACGGGCCUUCAUGGAGGCCAGGAAGGAUUUGCAGAAAGACUUUGCACAAUACUGUGAUGCGGAAGGGCUGAGUGAGGUGAAACCUCCAUGUCCUGCUAACGGGAUGCAGAUCCACUCGGGAGAGACGGAAAUACUCAGGAAGGCAGUGGAGGACCAUUUCUGCUUUUGUUACGGUAAAGCCUUGGGAAGGACAGAGAUGGUCCCCAUCCCCUAUGAGAAGAUGCUGAGAGACCAGGCAGCCGUGGGGGUGCGGGGCCUUCCUGAAGGUAUGACCUUCCAGCAUCCUGAGAAUUAUGACCUUGCAACCCUGACAUGGAUCUUGGAGAACAAAGAAGGGAUUUCAUUUGUCAUAAACAGACCUUUCCUAAAUGCCGAGAGCCUUCUGGGUGACCAUGGGGCAACAACAGAUGCUGAGAGAUCAAGGCAACCACCAAAUGAAAGCUGUGGCCCCAUCAAUGUGAAAAGUGAACCCAUGGAAGAGUCUGGCAUUUCACCGAAGGCACCAGCUGUGUCAGUGAAGGAAGAGUCAGAAGACCCUAAUUACUGUGUCUAUAAUGUGCAAGAAAACCGCUGCUCUUCUGCAAGCCGUGAAGUAAUAGGAGCAGAGUUACCAAUGGAAGAACACACCAACUUGUCCAGUGUGACAACUUCUGCCACGGGUGUAGAAGAUCUCAAGAUUGUGCAAGUGACAGUUCCAGAGACUGAAAAGGAAAGAUUAUCAAGCAUUGAAAAGAUUAAACAGCUACGAGAGCAAGUCAAUGACCUCUUUAGUAGAAAAUUUGGGGAGGCAAUCGGUGUGGACUUCCCCGUGAAAGUUCCCUACAGGAAAAUCACCUUCAACCCUGGCUGCGUGGUGAUUGAUGGCAUGCCCCCGGGGGUGGUGUUCAAAGCCCCCGGGUACCUGGAAAUCAGCUCCAUGAGAAGGAUCUUGGAUGCUGCAGAGUUCAUCAAGUUCACGGUCAUUAGACCCCUUCCAGGACUGGAGCUCAGCAAUGUGGGAAAACGCAAGAUAGAUCAGGAGGGCCGUGUGUUUCAAGAGAAGUGGGAGCGAGCCUACUUCUUUGUGGAGGUGCAGAACAUUCCCACGUGUUUAAUCUGCAAGCAGAGCAUGUCUGUGUCCAAAGAGUACAACCUGCGGCGUCACUACCAGACCAACCAUAGCAAGCACUACGACCAGUACACCGAGCAGACGAGGGACAUCAAGCUUCAGGAGCUGAAGAAGGGGCUCAGGAAGUAUCUUUUGGGGUCCUCAGAGAUCCUGUGCCCUGAGCCAAAACAAGCGCUCCCCAACGUGAGCCCACCCGAAAACGUCGCGCAGCCCAUAGAAGAUGUGGCUGGCAGCUUAUGGGAGAAAUUGCGUGAAAAAAUCAAAUCCUCUGUGGCGUAUUCCCUUGCAAUCGAUGAGAUCACAGAUAUUAACAAUAUCACCCAACUGGCCAUCUUCAUCCGCGGGGUGGAUGACAACUUCGACGUGUCAGAAGAACUUUUGGACACAGUACCCAUGACGGGCACGAAGUCCGCAAACGAGGUAUUUUCACGAGUAGAGAAAAGUCUUAAGAAAUUCCAUAUCGAUUGGUCCAAAUUGGUCAGCGUGGCCUCCACGGGCACCCCGGCCAUGGUCGACGCCAAUAAUGGCGUGGUGACGAAGCUGAAAUCGAAAGUGGCAACAUUUUGCAAAGGCUCCGAUCUCAAAUCCAUUUGCUGCAUUAUCCACCCCGAGGCCCUGUGCGCCCAGAAGCUGAAGCUGGAUCACGUGAUGGACGUGGUCGUGAACUCAGUGAACUGGAUAUGCUCCCGCGGCCUGAACCACGGCGAGUUCACAACCCUCCUCUACGAGCUGGACAGCCAGUACGGCAGCCUUCUGUACCACACGGGGAUCAAGUGGCUGAGUCGGGGGCUGGUGCUCCAGAGGUUCUUUGAAUCCUUGGAAGAAAUUGACACGUUCAUGUCAUCCCGAGGAAAACCCGUGCCUCAACUGAGCUCUAAGGACUGGGUCAUGGACUUGGCCUUCCUGGUUGACAUGACGACACAUCUGAACACUCUGACCAUCUCCCUGCAAAGACACUCCCAAAUCGUGACCCAGAUGUACGACCUGAUCCGAGCCUUCCUGGCCAAACUGUGUCUUUGGGAAGCGCACUUGGCCAGGAAUAACCUGGCCCACUUUCCCACGCUGAAAUCUGUGUCCCAAAACGAAAGCGAUGGCCUGAAUUACAUCCCCAAGAUCGUGGAACUGAAGGCCGAGUUCCAGAAACGCCUCUCGGAUUUCAAAGUCUAUGAGAGCGAGCUCUCUCUGUUCAGUUCACCUUUCUCCACCAAGAUCGACUGUGUACACGAAGAGCUUCAGAUGGAGGUGAUUGACCUGCAGUGUAACACGGUGCUCAAAACCAAGUACGACAAGGUGGGCAUACCCGAAUUCUACAAAUACCUGUGGAGUAGCUACCCCAAGUACAGGACCCACUGCGCAAGAAUCCUGUCCAUGUUCGGAAGCACCUACGUCUGCGAACAGCUCUUUUCCAUCAUGAAGCUGAGCAAGGCAAAAUACAGUGCCCAGGUCAAAGACGCGCCGUGGGGCACCCCGCUCCACGUGGUCACGUCCUGAAGCAGAACCCCACGCCCUGCCCCAGGGGAAGCCAACCUAGGAUCCUCUAGGCCCAGGGGAUUGUGAGACGAGAAAGUGAAAGAUUAAAUAUUUCCGUUUCUCUGAGGUCUUUUUCUACUUGGAAUCAGAAAUGGAUUUGUAAUAUCACAAAAUCAGAACUGUUUGUAUGACGUGUUCUGCUUCACUGUAGUUCAGUAAAA
Molecule: messenger RNA, 3097 nt
Organism: Castor canadensis (American beaver)
Lineage: Eukaryota; Metazoa; Chordata; Mammalia; Rodentia; Castoridae
Product: general transcription factor II-I repeat domain-containing protein 2B-like
Cellular component (GO): nucleus
Source: RefSeq, a predicted model, not a curated record